UUUCGUCUCGCCUGAUCGCCUGCUCACUCCUACUAGUGCUCCCAAUUCUUGUACUACUCAGCAUUCUCCUUUCUUCUCGGAAGCCUUCCGGCUGGGAUCUAGGCCAUUGCACAAAUGAGAGCAACGCGUCCAAGCAUUUGCUCUAAGAGUGUUCUCUCGAGCAGAUAGUAGUCGCUCAUGGGAAGGCGGCAUGACAAUCUCAUGCUCCGCCACAAUGCGACUUACGAAGGCUCCGAUUAUUACCUUCUUCCGGUCGUCGCCAUUCCCCGGCGGAUCCGUCUUACGUCGCUGCGAUUUCAACCCCUAUUUCCUGCGCCCUUCUGUCGCCUCUUCUCCUGGGAAGUCGCGUUCAGGUCUCAAAUUCGAAUCCCUUCGUCGUCAGAGUUUGAGAUUGUCUGAGAAAGGCUGUCGCUCCUUUGGCUGUGACGCGUGCGAGAGCGAUGGGGGAGAGCGGAGACAUCAUGUGCAUUGCAGAGCGAUGGGGGAAAGAGGAGGCGGCGUCCGAAGGGAUGACGGCGAGAAGUCUCUUUCAGGCGCAGAAUCUGACACGGGAUGGAAUCCGGACCGCGAAGACGGAGAAUGGUCCCCGGAUGAACGGAUAGGAUCUGAUCGCGCAGUGGAAUCUUCCAAAAUGGCGCCGGACGUGACGGAAAAUCGUACGGCCAGGAUGCAGCGGGGUUCUCCAGGUCUCCAGGAAUCGACAAAUCAAGAUGAAUCAUCUCGAAAUCUAGACUGUCGAAGCAUUGCACGCGAGGAAGUUUCAUGGAGGGUUCGAAGACUAAUCGCUGAUGGACCGAGGAUGCAGAUCUUGAUGCACGCCAGCGCUAAACUUCAAAUCCUGGCCGUUGAUCAGCAGCAGCAGUACGUGGCAGAUCUUACCAGGAAACAGAAGCAUUUGCGAAGAUUGGUCCUCAGAAAGCCUGCUGUGCGAAAUCUUGUGCGAAAAGGACGGUUGUUACAAGGCGAAGCGGUGGCUCUGAAGGGGGAGAUUAUGGAGAGUGCGGCUGUAAGGAGAGUGACUGUAUCGGUGCAACGGUGGUGGGAGGGCUUGAAGGUGCUUGACAGAUACUUUCUGCUGGAGCUGCUGCAGCCUCUGCUGCUGGGCCUCUCCGCCUUCACCCUCCUGGCGCUCUCCAUAGCAACCUCCCACGAGGCCAUGGCCGUGUUCCAGUCCCCAGCCCUGCCCUCCGUGUUCCAUAAGACCUUCUACACUCUGCAGAUCGUGCUGCUGCGCACUCCAUUCUAUGUGGGCCUGACCCUCCCCAUGGCAUCCCUUCUAGCGCCCCUGCUCUGCCUGGCCCGCAUGUCAGCCGACAAUGAGCCAUCCACGCGUCGGGCAUAUCCAUGAAGAGGUUCCUCUCAGUCGCGGCUCACCUCUUCCUCGCAUGCACUCUGCUGCACUACACGUGGGCGGAGCUCCUCGUCCCCUUCACCACCCACCGCGCCUCUCACAUGCUCAGGGCUGUCCGCUCCGCGCACUCUCCCCGCCACCUGCACCAGCUUCUCUCUAUGCAAGGGCGUGAACAGCAGCACACGCCACACAUGCGUUAUCCCAUCAUCUUUCCUCAUUUCAGCAAGAGCGGGGAUCUCCACUCUCUCUUCUAUGCGAGGAGGUGUGAAGCCGGGGUGAUGAGGCAAGUCACGCUUGUCGACCAGAGCAGAGCCAAUUCCAACUGCCUGCCACCCUCGUUACAGUCACCGUCGUCGCAGUCUGCACCUUCUUUACAAACGUCAUCACCACAUUCGUCGUCUCCAUCAGUAUAUUCGCCAGUGCUGCUGCCCUCCUCCCACUUUCCAGAACCAAUGGCAAGCACAGCUGCAGCCAGCUGUGUGACUCGGGUUAUUUCAGCAGAGAGAGCGACUUGGAUCCCCUACUCCUCUCGCCCCUCCUCCUCCUUCCUCCCCUUCCCCUCCUUCCUUCGAAAAAGCCCCAUUCUAAGACUGGAUAAGGGAGGCUAUACUCGUUAUAAAGUCGACAACCAAGGACCCACCUACAGAGGGGGUCACUGGGUGUUCACUAACGGGGUGGAGCAGGUUCUCUCCCUUUCAUCACCUGGCUAUCUUCCCUACGAGCUUCCUGCUGCUGAUUCCCGUGCUACUGAACUUGUGGCAGAGCAACCCGAGCGGCCACAACCGCAGAUGCAGCAACAGCAGCAAGCACAGCAGAAAGAGGCGGAAGGGCACGAGGAGGGCCGAGAGCAGCAGGGGACCGAGACCCGAGAAGCAGCAAAGGGACCUGGGAUUGCAAGCAGGGUGGGUGCGGAGAGGGAUAAAGCGGGUGGGGGUGAGAGGUUGAGGAGUGGCUGGGAGCGGAGUGGGAUGGAGGAGAGGGGGAGGGGGGCAGUGGGAAGGAUGCGUGGGGGGAGGCACAGGAAGGGCAGAGGCAGACUGCAGCAGAGGGAGACGGAAGCGAGGAGAGCUGAACAGCAGAGACAACAACAGCAGCAAGAAGCAGAAAGGAGGCCUGUCCCACAAGCUGCGCGUGCACUUGUGUCACAAGCAGCAGCUGUUGAGACUGGUGAAGCACCGGCUGUCAGCAGCAGCAGCAGCAGCAGCAGCAGCAGCAAUCACGUGGCAAGCAGGCCGUCAUGGGAGCUCGUGUCAGCGCAGCCAUUCACCGAAAUGAGAGAGCUGUCGCUUGGCCGUGGACCUCUGUACCUAGCAGAGGCAGACGGCAGUUGCAGUCUCGACGACAUGUCCCUGCUGCAGGUGGUGCGGCUGCAGCGGCUGUAUCGGCAAUGCUGCAACGACAGGGAGAGCACGCGAAUACUGGUGAAGAUCCAUCAGCGAGUCGCUCUCCCAUGCGCCACCUUCCUCUUCGCCAUCCUGGGAGCUCUCUUCGCUGCCCACCUGCAGAUCAGAAAGCGGCAGGUGGGCUUCGCCCUGGCAGUCUUUGUCAUCUUCACCUAUUACUCUCUCUCCGUCACCGGUGUCCUUCUUGCUCAGCUGCGUGUGAUCAGCCCGAUGCUGGGUGGGUGGCUGCCGAAUCUAGCGGGGGCUUCAGUGGCACUUGUCUUGUUGCGUAUGGGAGAUGUGCAGUAAAUUGAGGGGAUCGUAUAUCAACAUUUCCUUUUUCCACUACCAUACCUACAUUUUGGGAGGGUGAAUAUCAGUGAACGGGAAGGGGAGUUUCAUCCUGUUGUUUCAAGGGCAGCAAUAAAUUGUCACUAUCCUUUUUAAGUAGCUGAUCGCUUGUUGGUGCUUCAAACAAGUCAGUCCUCUCCUUUCCUUGCGUCUGCCAUCAAACAAAUUGCAUUAUCCAGC
Messenger RNA from Closterium sp. NIES-67, 3264 nucleotides. NCBI's taxonomy places the organism in Eukaryota, Viridiplantae, Streptophyta, Zygnematophyceae, Desmidiales, Closteriaceae. The record is from the annotation of a GenBank genome assembly.